This is a messenger RNA of Phaeoacremonium minimum UCRPA7, 366 nucleotides long. Its product is annotated as putative progesterone binding protein. The transcript has 4 exons. NCBI's taxonomy places the organism in Eukaryota, Fungi, Ascomycota, Sordariomycetes, Togniniales, Togniniaceae. The record is from RefSeq and is a predicted model, not a curated record. The coding region runs from base 1 to 366 and encodes 121 amino acids. Gene Ontology annotation, cellular component: endomembrane system; membrane.
AUGGCCGCAAAAUUUGAGCCCAAAACGCCAGUGCAGCUGGAUCCGCCUAAAGAUGACCCUAUCUCUCUAGAAGAGCUCGCCAAGGCAGAUGGCAAAGCCGGAGGCAAAUGCUACGUUGCCAUUAAGGGCAAGGUAUAUGAUGUGACUGGCAACAAGGCCUACCAACCUGGUGGUUCAUACAACGUGUUCGCUGGAAAGGAUGCAUCGCGAGCACUAGGGAAGACCUCGACCAAACCAGAGGAUGUUCGGUCUGACUGGAAGGAUCUGGGUGACAAGGAAAAGUCGACGUUGAAUGACUGGGUGACGUUCUUCUCGAAGCGUUACAAUGUUGUCGGCGUUGUCGAGGGAGCCACGAAUUUAGAAUGA